AUGGGACGAGCUGCAACUGCAGACAUGGAACAUUCGUUCCUUCCCGGAAAAUGCCGUCAUGGCAAAUGGCCAGAAGGAGAAGGACCGAAAGAACGCAAACGACUGGAGAGAGAGCAGCAGGAGCAAGACAACAUCUUUGAGAACUUCCGCAAGGAGUCACUGAAGAACCCCAAGGUCAUGCAAGGGAAACUAUCAGUUCAUCCAAGCAUUUCCUUCGGUGAGCAGAGUGCAGUGCUCAAGAUGUGCCUCAUCAAGCUCCUAUCUGGAGUUCGACAAGAUGGAGAAGAAGAAGUCGAACAAGCUCCACUACGUUUGCUACUUCGUGGCUCCAUUUCCAGCUGGAAGAUUGGACAAGUUGAAGAUCUUCGCACUUUGUCUCUGAGCCAAAAUGGCAUGAACCUUUUGAACUUGAAGAAGAUUGGCUCGUGGCCAUCUUUGGUGCAGACGUGGAAGAAGCAGCUGCAUCAUCUUCCUCUGACAUCAAGGCCAUCAAGGACAGUGAUGCGGAUGACGAACAUGAUGGUGAACUUGUGCCACUACCACAACCUGAACUUGAAGAAGAAGCUGCCGAUGGUCCAGCUCAACAUCCCGGGUCCUUGCGACCGGCGACCGAUCUUUGAUUUUAGACGAGUCUUUGCACGCCUACCUCGACUUGCUGGCACUGACGAUGUCACAGCCAAGAGAUUGAUCUUGGGCCUACAUGAAAGACUUUGGCAUGCAGGAACUCAAGACGUCAAAGCGAUUUUGAUUCGCUGUGGCAUGCCUCACGCAGUUUGGCGUCUGACAGGCGAUGCUGCGUCUUCAUGCAGGAUUUGCCGCAAGUUCUCACGAGCUGGACGUCGACCUCAAUACAAAGGCACCAACCUCAGCAUGUCCUUCAACGAAGUCAUCCAAGCUGAUCUCUACAGCUAUGACGGCAAGACCUACCUCCUGGUCAUCGACGAGGCCACGCGCUACAAGGUGGCAACUUUGUGCGAGGGCCGUGAGCUGAAGCACAUCCUUGGAGCGCUCAUGCGACUUGUCGAGAAGCACAUCGACUUGACGAAGCUCACCAUGGCCAAGAUCCAAGCAGAAGCUUCGAGAUGGGGUCUUGAGAUUGAAGGCGAGGAGCUGGCUUGUGAAGCUUGCAUGGCUGCCAACACCACGUUCAAUGUGGGAGGCUAUUCACCAGUGACAUUGCUGUUUGGUGUUCUCCCUCGUGGCUACUUGGAACCUGAAGAACUGAAGAACUUCUUCAAGGAGAUGACAUCACUCCAGAUGAGUCAGCCUUCGAAAUGUCUCUACGACUUCGACAAGUUGCUCUACAAGCCAGCCAAGCCGCUAUCCUGGAAUCCAGGAUUUCUCGGGCCAACAGGUCCAGACCCCAACGACUACCUGUGGAAGACUUUGUCCCUGGGACCACCAAGGACGGCCCUUUCUGUUGGACUACGACACUUACGACCUCUUCCAGAAAGCUACAUGCAGUUCCUGAAUGAGACCUCCAGCACUACCUCAACUGAAGCAGAACAAGCUCUUCGACGAAUGAAGCUGGUUGUCGAGGACUGCACGCCCUACAAGCCUAACACGAUGGGCGAGAUCUUGAAGCAUGAAGAUGGAGAAAACAAGAUGGUGAGAUUUCCAAAAGAAGAAAGUGAUACAGUCAACCAGAUGCUCAAGGAUGCCAAGACCUUUCUGGACUUCCACUACAACCAGGUGAUCUUUCAUGGAGCCCAAUUUGGAAAAGGCAUGAAAACCAUCUUGGUUCCCAAGUUUUCCAAAGGAACCUUGAUCACAUGGCCAGAAGGUUUCUUGGGCAUCUCCGUGACCGAGCACAACACCGACUCCAACAUCCACAUCAAGGAGCUCUUUGUCAAGAACAUCGAAAAGCUCUGCCAUCUCUAUCUCUACGGCUAUGUGCAGUACCAGAAUGAUGACACCUGGAUGACAGCUCGAAAACCGAGACCACCUGUGAUCAAACCUGAACAAAACCAACCUGACGAAGAUUCAAUGUCAACUACAUGUUCUCCAGAACAUCAACCUGAUGAACCCACUUUGAAGCGUCCAGGUCCUGACACCAGAACUGUGACCUUGGCAGAUCUUCGAAUCUACCUGUCAGAUGGUGGAAUCUACCGAGUUGAUGAAGACACUGCAGACGGCUUGGACGAGACGAAGGUCCUCCAACAUUGGCCUGACUUCGAGGCCAGCGACAAGGCCGAACUCAAGCAGUUUGUGGAUGAGAAGGUCUUCAGAAAGGUCCUCUUGGACGACCUGCCUCAAGGAACAGCCUUGGUGGAUGCGACAUGGGUGCGAAAGUUCAAGCGCACCGCCAACAAGACCUUGAAGGCUAAAAGCCGACUUUGUGCCCGUGGCUUUCUUGAUCCUCAGAAGGAGGAAUUGCCGACGAGAUCUACUACGGCAACACGCCUCUCACAGAGGCUGGUUCUUUCUGUGGCCUCUACGCACUCCUUUUCAGUGCGCAGCUGGGAUGUGAGUGGAGCCUUCCUGAAAGAUGAGAGCCGAUGGGCCCUACUAUGUGAGAAGCCUUCCUAUGGCUUGGUUGAUGCCCCUCUUGCUUGGCAAUUGUCGCUCUUCGAGACUCUUGAAGAAGGUGGAUGCUGCCAAUCCUUGCUGGACGAGAACAUGUGGCACAAGAAGUGCCCUACAACUGGCCGACUUCAAGGAGUUCUCACCACUCACGUGGAUGACAUUGCCGUUGUGGCGACUGACAACUUCCUCAACGAGCAGUACAAGUUCCUCACCAGCCGAUUUGGCAAGAUCAGCGAGGACUUUGGCAACGACAUGAACCGGCUGCUGAACUCAAAAGAGGUGUCUAUGUUCCGAAGUGUGCUGGGCGGUUUGCUGUGGAUCACCGCAACCAGACGGGACUUGGUUGCAGAAAUUGGUGUGCUGCAAUCCAGAGUGACCAAAGCAACUGUCCAAGACAUGCACAUGGCGAAGGCCAUUGUCAAAAAGGCCAAGAUGGUGCAGUACCGUGGCCUGGGGAUCACUUUCAAGCACUUUCCAACGUCAGUGCCCUGGCGAUUGGUGACAGUUCACAAUGCAUCCUCAGCAUCGAAGGGACGAGCCUACUCGCAGGAAGGUAGGUAUUAUGAUCCUUCUCAUGAGAGACAACCUCAACUUCGACAAGCGGAUCCACUCCAUCACUGGGCUGGAAGUGAGCGAGCAUCAAUUUGGUGGAGAAGCUCACAUUUCGUUUGCACAUGGAGCUUGGGCCAAGCGCAUCAGCUACUCAACUUCGCACUCCGAGACCUUAGCUGCCAUCUCUGGACUUGA
This is a messenger RNA of Cladocopium goreaui, 3273 nucleotides long. The record is from the annotation of a GenBank genome assembly. Lineage: Eukaryota; Dinophyceae; Suessiales; Symbiodiniaceae.